AUGAGCGGGGUUGGUGAAUCGCGAUCGGAAUUGUUGGGGUGGUUGAACGAACUUCUACGGCUUAAUUACGGCAAAAUCGAGCAAUGUGGCACUGGUGCUGCAUAUUGUCAAAUUGUGGAUUCGAUAUAUGGGGAUGUUCCAAUGCAUCGAGUGAAGUUCAAUGCAACGGCAGAAUACGAGUUUCUAACGAAUUUCAAGAUUUUGCAGAGUUCUUUUACCAAACAUCGACUUGAAAAAACCAUCUUGGUUGAAAAACUGGUAAAAUGUAGGUUUCAAGACAACCUGGAGUUCUUACAAUGGCUCAAGAAAUUUUGGUUCCAAAACAAGGACGAAAGCUUGUACGAUGCAGAAUCGAGGCGCAAAUAUCGGGCCCCAGCACUUCCUGCGGGACAUGGGGAUGGAGUUCCGGCUUCGAGAUCAAUCUCGUCAUCUACAGGUGGUUACCACCAGGGCGGCGGAUCGAGUUCUUCUGCUCCAACAAGUAUGGUUAAAAAACGUGUGAAUGGACCACUGCGAAAUACAGCGUCAAUGGGAUCUGCAAGAUUAUCCACCACAGGCUUAAUGUCACGCAAAUCAUCAGCGGAGCAACAAGCACAUGUCGUGGGUCUCCAAACAAAGCUUUCGCAAGCUCAAAGCAAUCUCGAAAGUACGGAAAAGGAAGUCGGUCAAUAUAGAGAAGCAAUUGCAAUAAUGGAACGAGAACGCGAUUUCUAUUUCGGUAAGCUACGGGACAUUGAAAUCCUGUCGCAGUCCACCAAAGACCUCUGCAAAGAAGGCGUGUAUUCUAGCGAUCCUCAGGAACUCGUUCGGUUUUUGAGUAAAAUUCAACAAAUAUUGUACGCUACGGAGGAAGGAUUUGAAGUAGCCAUCGAUGAAUCUAGCAACAAUCACAAUGGUUCUCCAAACCCUUCUGCAAACUCGAAUAAUAUAGCUGCUUCCACAGUGCAAGAAGCAGUAAACCAACCAGCACACAACUUGAUCAUUGACGAGGAAACUUUUUGA
Messenger RNA from Lachancea lanzarotensis, 1002 nucleotides. It is a transcript of the gene BIM1, whose product is annotated as LALA0S01e08746g1_1. The record is from RefSeq and is a predicted model, not a curated record. Gene Ontology annotation, cellular component: microtubule plus-end; cytoplasmic microtubule; spindle midzone. Gene Ontology annotation, biological process: protein localization to microtubule plus-end; spindle assembly; regulation of microtubule polymerization or depolymerization. Gene Ontology annotation, molecular function: microtubule plus-end binding. The transcript has a single exon. NCBI's taxonomy places the organism in Eukaryota, Fungi, Ascomycota, Saccharomycetes, Saccharomycetales, Saccharomycetaceae. The coding region runs from base 1 to 1002 and encodes 333 amino acids.